Molecule: messenger RNA, 3020 nt
Organism: Dermochelys coriacea (leatherback sea turtle)
Lineage: Eukaryota; Metazoa; Chordata; Testudines; Dermochelyidae
Gene: GPRC5A
Product: G protein-coupled receptor class C group 5 member A
Exons: 4
Coding region: 301-1383 (360 amino acids)
Biological process (GO): G protein-coupled receptor signaling pathway
Cellular component (GO): intracellular membrane-bounded organelle; signaling receptor complex; plasma membrane
Molecular function (GO): G protein-coupled receptor activity; protein kinase activator activity
Source: RefSeq, a predicted model, not a curated record
UGCCCUUAGAGAAUGAGUGCAGACCUACUGCUUGCCUGAGAUUACAGGAGCUGCCUGGCAUUACUCUCCACCUGGGUGCGGUAGGAAUUUCCUUCCUUCAGCCACUAUUUCUGAGGUCUCCGCUUCCAUACAGGAUACCGAUAAGAUCUUUGGAAGAAUAUUCAUAGAGUUAUAGAGUUUAAGGCCAGAAGAGACCACUAGAUCGUCUAGUCUGAUCUCCUGUAUAUCGUCGGACACCAGCACUACCCAGCUCCACACGCUAAACCCAACUCCCAGCUGAGGGCUGUUCUGUGAGUCACCAUGGCUUCCACACCUCCUCCAGGCUGCAACAAGAACAUUGACUCUGAUUAUUAUUUACUCUGUGACAUGGAACAAGCCUGGGGCAUCGUCCUGGAAACACUGGCUACAGCUGGUGUCAUUGUCACCAUCAGUUUCAUGCUCUUGCUACUCAUCUUCAUUGGUAAGGUCCAAGACUCCACCAAGCGAAGCAUGAUCCCUAUCUAUUUCCUCUUCCUCUUAGGCACCCUAGGGAUCUUCAGCCUCACCUUUGCUUUCAUCAUUAAACUCAAUGUCCGGACCGGCCCCACCCGCUUCUUCCUCUUUGGUGUCCUCUUUGCCCUCUGCUUUUCCUGCCUCCUGACCCAUGCCUUCAACCUUGUCAAACUGGUGAGGGGGAAGGCCCCCUUUUGGUACCCGGUGUUGCUAGUUAUUGCCAUUAGCCUCACUAUAGUGCAGAUUAUUAUAGCCAUAGUGUAUGUAGUCGUCAUAGUGGCCAGACAAAAUAUGAACUUUACUACGAUGAGUCCAGAACAACGCAAUAUGGACUUUGUCAUGCUUCUGAUCUACGUGCUCCUCUUGAUGGCGCUCACCUUCCUGGUUUCCAUGUUCACCUUCUGUGGGACAUACAAAGGCUGGAAGAGGCAUGGAGUACACAUCUAUGUCACUGGCCUGUUCUCCAUAGCUAUCUGGGUGGUGUGGAUUACCAUGCUCAUGCGAGGCAACCCAGAAUUAAAGAAACAGCCCAUCUGGGAUGAUCCUGUCAUUAGCAUCGCUUUGGUGUCCAACGGAUGGGUCUUCCUGAUGAUGUACAUGGUGCCUGAAUUCUGCUUCCUCACCAGACCACGCAAUCCUGAGGACUACCCUCCAGAAAACUAUUUUUGCCAACCUAAACUCAUGAAGAAGAGCUUUGGAGUGGAGAACCAAGCCUAUAUCAAGGAGGAGACCACAACAGGCCCAGGAUACAAUGGAGACACACGCUACAUCCCACAUUCUGCUCACUUUCAGAUGGAGAGCCUCAAACCCCAGCAGGAGUUUUCCAUCCCCCGGCCUAAAACGCAGGUCAGUCCGUACGAGGAUUACACCGGCGGGCAAGGCACCAAGUAACAGCCCAAUGAUGAGCCAAGAGACAAUGCACAGGCAGUAGAGGCUCAGGGAAAGGCCAUUGCUUCUAUCCUGCUAAACAGAGACAGAACCAGACUGAUAGGACUGCAGCUGAUGAAAGGGACGGGCCCUUUUUCUUCCCCAUCUCCCUUUGGCUUUACACAUGCAGCACUUUAAUUCCCUUCCAUUCAUCCAGCAGAGCACUUUAAACAUAAAUCCCCCUGCUUGCCCCUGUUCACUCAGUUCCCUGCCCUCAAUCAUGUGACUGAGCUCAGCUGUUCUUGUCCAGAGGCUUUCUGAUAGCACCAAAGUUUCCUGCUGUAAGGCCCAGGAAUCAGGGACCUUUUCAGCAGAGACUUUGACCCCAGGCCAUUCAGUCCUGAUCACGUUGGCAUCCUUGUGCACACUGCCAGCUGGUAAAUUGAAACAAGUAGGAAUUUUCAGCAAUCACCUUCUGACUGCCUCCCCACCCAGGUACCAAAGUCUCAUGUAUUGCUGAAAGUACCUGACCCAUACAGCACUGAUCCACCCAAGUACUGCAGCUUCUCCCAUCUCCAGUUCCAUAGCACUGACUCACAACUAGAGCUGGCUGGCAAAGAGAUUUCUUUCUUUCUUUCUUUCUUUCUUUCUUUCUUUCUUUCUUUCUUUCUUUCUUUCUUUCUUUUAUCCCAACUUUAUCCCCCAAUAGAGCUGGUUGGAAAAUGGCGGGGGGCGGGGGGGAAUUAAUGAAAAGUUUUGAGGACAUUAUUUUUCAUUGAAAUUUUGAAACCUUCCACAUUUCCUGACCAGCUUUCCUAACAGCUCCCUCCCUAGACAUGCUGCUCACCACUGAUUCCCAAAUUCCGCCCCCAAGACAACCUUUCCAGCACUGACCACCAGCACCCCCACAUUGCUCCUUCCCAGCACUGAUUCCUAGUCCCUAGAACUCCAAUCUUCCUAACACUGAUUUCAGUCUCCCAGACCUCCUUUCUGACAUUGACUUCUGGUUCCUUCCAGUGGUGAUGAGUCUACAGAGUUGACUCUUCCUGGAGUCUGCGAUGCAUUUUGUAAAUAGUCUUGUUUGCAUUUAUAUAUAAAUACACAGACAUCUCCAAGUGAACGGGCUUGGUAUGUUAGUGGCUGAUGAUUCUAUAUUUAUUUAAUACCUUGUAUGCGGAAUAUUUAAUAAAAGCCUGGCUCACAGAAACUGUCAUUCUUCAUCAGUGAAAUAAACAUUCUAGUGAAGUGGAGGAGUAAGGGCCAGUAUUUGUCAUUUGUGACACUCCAUGGGUUGUAGUGAGAGAGUUGGCACAAGUCCCCACCGUGCUCCCUCUGGGGGGCAACAAGCACUGACCCCCUUAGGAGUUGUCAUUGUGGAUCAGGGUUAACUUUGUAAGGUGAUGCGCUGUUGGAGAAGAAGAUUUAGUAGUACUGGCUUCUCUGUGCUAUUGUUCCAGACGGAAAAGGCAAUUCAGAUUGCCCGUUGCCCAAGAAAUGAAGAACUCUAGAACCAGGCCCUACAAGACAUGUGUGCAGAAGGCUGCAAGCAUUGCAGCUUUGCAUGCGCAUGUGUGUGGGUCUGGAUUAUAUUAUUUGUGUCUUGUUCCACAAUGAGCACACUGUCAGAAUGUAACUAAUAAUAAAUAAGAAGAAAUAAUAAU